AUGGACAUCCGAGAAGACAUCUGCAACUCUAAGCCCAGGUUGUUACCGCCGGUAGCUACAACAACAUUGAGGAGUGUUUCCUCAUCAUCUUCAACAUUCUUCUCAGCAAACCAAUCACCAUUCUUCUCACCAAGAUCCCCAGCAACGACAUGUCAAGUCUCGGAAUCAACUCGGUCUGAUGCUCACUGUGACAGCAUCAAUAAUCUAAGCGGCGACCCUCCAAGCUCGACAUCUGGGCUCCAGGAUCCUGAAUCUUUGACCAACAUUAGAGAUACAUUGUCACAACUCUCGAGGGACCCAGGUGGGAUUGCUGCGGCUGAUUUCCAGAACUUUGACAGGAUAACAUCCUCAACCACCGGGAUAUCCAACAGCAGCCCGUCUGGCAACAACAGCUAUUCGCAGUUGAGAGAGAAGCACAGGAGUAAGCAUGGCCGAGGUUACAGAACAGCAUAUGCUGCAACACCGGUUUCUGUAUCGCUUUGCUCAAACAGACUUAGGAGUUGUGAUGUCUUCAUAGGCUUCCAUGGCAGAAAGCCUUCUCUGCUGAGAUUCACCAACUGGCUGCGAACUGAGCUAGAAGCUCAAGGAGUGAGCUGCUUUGUAUCUGACCGAGCUCGGUGUAGAAACUCUAGGAAAAGUGGACUGGCAGAGAAGGCAAUGGAUGUUUCAUCUUUUGGCAUUGUUGUCUUAACUAGAAAAUGCUUCAGAAAUCCAUACACCAUUGAAGAGCUUCGAUUCUUUGCUGACAAGAGGAACUUAGUCCCGGUUUUUUUCGACUUGAGACCAGGAGAUUGCCUUGUGAGGGACAUUGUUGAGAAGAGUGGUGAUUUGUGGGAGAAACAUGGAGGCGAGCUUUGGGAACAUUAUGGUGGGGUCGAGAAAGAAUGGAAGGAAGCUGUGAAUAGCUUGUCCCGGGUUGACGAGUGGAAGCUAGAGGCUCAGGAAGGAAACUGGAGAGACUGCAUUCAGAGAGCUGUGACACUUCUGGGAAUGCAGUUAGGAAGGAGAAGUGUUGUGGAUAGAGUGACAAAGUGGAGAGAGAAAGCAGACAAAGAAGAGUUCCCCUUUCCUCGAAGCGACAACUUUGUUGGCAGGAAAAGAGAGCUUUCCGAGUUGGAGUUCAUGCUGUUUGGUGAUGUCAGUGGAGAUACUGAAAGAGAUUACUUCGAGCUCAAGGCAAGGCACAGAAGGAAGAAAAGUAUGAAUCUUGGAUGGAAAUUGGAAAGUGUAAGUGGUGAUAAUAAUAAGUUCAAAGAGCCCAUAUUAUGGAAGGAAUCAGAGAAGGAGAUUGAGAUAAGGCCGAAGCAGAAUCCACGUUACUAUGCAAGGAGAAGGAGAUCGUCGAGAAAGCCUCUGUAUGGAAAGGGCAUUGCUUGUGUUUCAGGUGAGCCAGGAAUAGGCAAAACAGAGCUUCUCCUUGAGUUUGCCUAUAGGUAUCACCAGAGGUACAAAAUGGUGCUCUGGAUUGGUGGGGAAAGCAGGUACAUUAGGCAGAACUAUCUAAACCUGUGGUCAUUUCUCGAAAUUGAUGUUGGUUUGGAUCAUAAUUCGGAGAAAACCAAGAUACGAAGCUUCGAAGAACAAGAGGAGGAAGCCAUUCUGAGAAUCAAGAAACAGCUCACAAGAAACAUACCCUUCUUACUAAUCAUUGACAACUUGGAGAGCGAAAAAGAUUGGUGGGAUCAGAAGCCUAUCAUGGAUCUACUCCCUCUGUUCGGUGGAGAAACACACAUAAUAAUCUCCACCCGCUUACCCCGAGUGAUGAACUUAGAACCAAUGAAGCUCUCCUACUUAUCAGGAGUCGAAGCCAUGGCACUGAUGCAAGGAACCACCACCACCAUCAAGGAGUACUCAAUCCCAGAAGUCGAUGCUCUUCGAGCCAUGGAGGAGAAAGUCGGAAGAUUAACCCUAGGCCUCUCCAUCAUUGGCUCAAUUCUGUCCGAACUGCCCAUCAACCCCAGCAGACUGCUGGACACCAUAAACAGAAUGCCAUUGAGGGACAUCCCAUGGAGUAGCAGCAGCAGAGAAUCCAACCCACUAAGGAGAAACACAUUCCUCCUCCAGCUCUUCGAAGUAUGCUUCUCGAUCUUCGACCAUGUCGACGGACCGAGAAGCUUGGCAAACCGUAUGGUCCAAGCAAGCGGCUGGUUCGCCCCAGCUCCGAUCCCAACCCCUCUCCUCGCCCUGGCCGCCAGCAAAAUCCCUGAAAAGGAUCGCCGGAAAAAGGCCUGGAGAAAGCUCCUCAGCUCAAUGAGCUGCGGUCUGUCCUCUCCCUACACCAAGCGAUCCGAAUCGGAAGCAUCGUCCCUCCUCCUAAGAUUCAACAUCGCCAGAGCAAGCACCAAGCCCAAUUCCAUCCACGUCAACGACCUAAUCAAGCUCUACGCUCGCAGGAAAGUAAUCACCUCUACAACAACAACAACAUCCCCAGAAACCGCCCAGGCGAUGGUUCGAGCCGUGCUGAACCGCGGCUCGAUCUUCCACCACUCGGAGCACAUUUGGGCGGCGUGCUUCCUCACAUUAGGGUUCGGCAACGAGCAGAAAGGGGUCGUCGAUCUCCAGGUAUCGGAGCUGCUCUACGCGGUCAAAGAAGUGAUCCUGCCGCUGGCGAUCAGGACGUUCAUCACAUUGUCGAGAUGCAAGGCCGGCGUGGAGCUGCUCCGGCUGUGCACGGACGCGCUGGAGGAGGCCGACCAGGCGUUCGUGACCCCGGUGGAGAAGUGGCUGGAGAAGUCGCUGUGCUGGCGGCCGAUUCAGACCGGCGCGCAGUUGAACCCGUACCUGUGGCAGGAGCUGGCGCUGACGAGGGCGACGGUGCUGGAGACGAGGGCGAAGCUGAUGCUGAGAGGAGGGGUUUUCGAUGUUGGGGAUGAUUUGAUCAAGAAGGCGAUCUUCAUUAGGGCUUCCAUUUGUGGGGAGAAUCAUCCUGAUACGGUUGCGGCGAGGGAGACGCUGAGUAAGCUCGGGAGGUUGAUUGCGAAAGUUCAGACGACGGCCGGUGGUAAUAAUAAUAAUGCUGCUUCUUCUCCGCCGUAG
Molecule: messenger RNA, 3036 nt
Organism: Linum tenue
Lineage: Eukaryota; Viridiplantae; Streptophyta; Magnoliopsida; Malpighiales; Linaceae
Source: the annotation of a GenBank genome assembly